This is a messenger RNA of Zootermopsis nevadensis, 2936 nucleotides long. Its product is annotated as ATP-dependent DNA helicase Q1. The record is from RefSeq and is a predicted model, not a curated record. Gene Ontology annotation, cellular component: chromosome; cytoplasm. NCBI's taxonomy places the organism in Eukaryota, Metazoa, Arthropoda, Insecta, Blattodea, Termopsidae. Gene Ontology annotation, biological process: double-strand break repair via homologous recombination. Gene Ontology annotation, molecular function: nucleic acid binding; 3'-5' DNA helicase activity; ATP binding.
GUUCAAAAGUGACAUCACGUUGGUAGCUUUUCUGGUUAGAGGAAAACAUUGAAACCAACUUGCGAGAUUAAUGUCUUGAGUUGUCUGUGCUCGUGAUGUUAACCUUGCGGGGCCCGAAAUAUGAGGCGCUUGGUAUUUUAAUGUUGUUUGAAGACUACGAAUUUAAUGUUUCUGACAGGUUCCAGAUGCAAUAAGUGUAUUUUCCUUGGUUUCUAACGGUUUUAAUUUUAAGUACAGUAGUUGCAGGGCGGGUAGGAUGGAAAAUGGAAAAGGCCAAGAGUACAAAGAAAAAGAGGAGCUGGCUAGAGCUGAGCACGAGUUGUGUGAAGUUGAGGUCCAGUUGCACAAUUUGAGUGAUAGAAGAAAACUGCUUCUGGAAAGAAUAGGAAAGCUGAAAGAUUCAAUUUUACUAAAACAGAAUCAUGUACUCACCAGCCGUGAUUGGUCAAGUACUGAUUUCCCAUGGUCUGGCAAAGUGACAGAGGUGCUGAAUUCAGUCUUCAAAUUGGAUGGGUUUCGCCCAUUACAGCAUGAAACAAUCAAUGCAGUUUUGUCCAACGAAGAUGUUAUUCUUAUAAUGCCUACAGGAGGUGGAAAAAGUCUCUGCUAUCAGCUUCCAGCUCUUGUUAAAAGUGGUGUCACCUUGGUAAUAUCCCCUUUGGUUUCCCUGAUGGAAGAUCAGCUGUUGGCGCUUAAAGCACUUAAUGUGCCUGCAGCCAUGUUUAGUGCUGCAAGCAAUAAGGAAGAGGUGAACUCUAUCCAAGAUGCCAUGUUGAACAAGAAUGCUAAACUAAAGCUGCUGUAUGUAACACCUGAAAAGCUGGCCAAAAGUAAGCGUUUCAUGACAAAGGUGCAGAAAAUGUAUGGACUUGGCCGUCUGUCUCUCAUUGCUAUUGAUGAAGUCCAUUGUUGUUCCCAGUGGGGUCAUGAUUUUCGCCCAGACUACAAGUUCCUUGGUGUACUGAAAGGGAUGUUUCCAGAUGUACCUGUUCUAGGACUCACUGCUACUGCUACUUCCAAAAUCACAAUAGAUGUUCAGAAGAUGUUACGCAUUCAGGGCUGUCUAGUAUUGAAAGCAUCCUUUAACAGGCCAAAUCUCUACUAUGAGGUGCGAACAAAGGCCUCAUCUCAAGAAGAAUGUCUUAAAGAACUGGAAGAGCUGUUGAAGACUCGUUACUGUGAUCAGUCUGGAAUCAUAUACACCACUUCUAUCAAAGACUGUGAGCAGUUGAUGCAUGAACUUAGAAAGAGAAAACUUCGAGUAGGUUGUUACCAUGCCAACCUAGAAGCCAAAUUCCGAAGUGAAGUUCAUGCUAAGUGGCUCAGUGGUGAACAUCAGGCUGUGGUUGCUACAAUUGCAUUUGGCUUGGGCAUUGACAAACCUGAUGUUCGAUUUGUGGUUCAUCAUUCCUUAUCCAAAUCAAUGGAAAAUUUUUAUCAGGAGAGUGGGCGUGCGGGUCGAGAUGGCUUGCGUGCUGAAUGCAUCCUGAUGUAUCGCUUGUCGGAUGUGUUCAAACUCAGUUCUAUGGUGUUCACCCAACAGACUGGCCGACAGAAUUUGUACAACAUUGUUGAAUACUGUUUGGAUGCAUACAGAUGCAGACGUGCUAUUAUAGCAUCACAUUUUGAUGAAGUAUGGAAGAGUCAAGACUGUAAUGCAAUGUGUGAUCAUUGUUGCAACCUAAAGGAACGAAAAGAGAUGAUUAUUACUCCAUUUUGUCAAGCAUUCUAUCAGUUGAUCUCAAAUGCUGCUGCAAAUGAUAUAAAAUUGACAGCACAGAAGUUGUUAGAUGCAUGGUACGGGAAGGGAGCUGUAAAUUUGCGUGUCAGAUCUGUCCCAGUGCCUAGUUUCUCUCGAGAGAGAGGGGAGGCUGUUCUUGGUCAUCUACUAAUCAAGGGAUACUUGCAAGAGGAUUUCCAUUUCACACCCUACAGUACCAUCAGCUAUUUGAAGAGAGGUCCUAAGGCAGCUGCAGCCAUGUCAGAUAAACAUAAUAUUACAAUGCAUAUUAGUGGGAAAAGUGUACCAACUUUGUCAGAACAAAGCCACAACACUGCAGGAAAUACUAAAGUGACAUUAAGCAGCAAAUGUUUUAUUCAAUCUCCAAAAAUAGAAACAUAUAAGAAAGUGAAAAAGUCUGAUGGUCUUGAAAUGAUGUGUGUAUCAAAGGCUGAAGUCUUGAAUCUAACAUUAGAUACUGAUGAUAAAAUUCAGGUUCAUGGUGCUAGAAAAAGGAACUCACAGAAGAGGAAAGUAAUUGUACUUGAUAGUGAUUCAGAUAAUUAACUGAGUUCUAACUUAAUUCUGUUCAUAUUUCCUCUUUGUUUUGUAUUAGCCAUUUGUAGACGGUGAGAAGUGUCAUCAUGGAUGAUGCGGUGAUUAUGAGAAUGAUUAUUGUCAGAGGGUGAACCUUGAAACAUGAUGGGACCUGGUAUUCUUCAAAGAUUUAUCUUUGGAAGAGGUGAAGGUUUCAAUCUGUGAACAGAAAAAUCAACAUACGUAUCUGGUCUGGGAUGAAAUGCAGAACAUUGUGAACAAGAGAAGAAGCAUCUUACCCAGACACCAGCAGACCUCUAUGUUGCAGGAGUGUCACUUGGAUAAAUGAGUGAAAUAAACAGUUAGAGUUUCUGCCCACUUUUCCCUUCUCUUUUACCUGAAGAUGAUGAACAGAGUUUUAAAGAUCAGUUUUACAUAUGUUAAUGACCAUCAUCAGAAACCAUCAGGCUUCUAUUGUUGAAAGAUCUUUUGCAAUGCAAGAGUUGAAUAAUGGCUUUCCUACUGCACUAUUUGUAAGCAUCUUGGUAUCUGGAAGCAUGGGGCCAUGUAACCAAGGUGUCUAACACUAAACUGUGCUGCUGUAUAUUUUGUGUAUUUGCAGGACUGGCUGUACCACACGGUUUGCACAACUUGCUUUAAUAAAUGGAUAUUCCAUACA